Molecule: messenger RNA, 1332 nt
Organism: Triticum turgidum subsp. durum (durum wheat)
Lineage: Eukaryota; Viridiplantae; Streptophyta; Magnoliopsida; Poales; Poaceae
Source: the annotation of a GenBank genome assembly
AUGGAGGCUGCGGGCGCAGCUGUGGCUGCGGCGGCGGCGGCGGCCGAAUCCGAUGGAACCGCAGAGAAGCGGGCACGGAGUGGCGACUGCGACGACACCGCCGACGAUUUCAUCAGCAGUCUCCCCGACGCCGUCCUCGGCACCAUCGUCUCCCUCCUCCCCACCAAGGACGGCGGCCGCACGUGGGUCCUCUCCCGCCGAUGGCGCCACCUCUGGCGCUCCGCGCCUCUCAACCUCGAGGUCAGCACCCGACCCCCCGACGCCGCCGCCGCCGCCGACAGCCCCGUCCCCACCCCCUCACGCGUCCCGCCCUCCGCCGUCUCCGAGAUAAUCUCCAAACACCCUGGCCCCGCACGCCGAUUCUCCCUCCACUGCCGCGGCGACGACGACCACUGCCCCCAGGCGGAGAGCUGGCUUCGCUCCCGCGCCCUCGCCAACCUCCAGGAGCUCGAUAUCUGCUACGCUGAACCCCCGCUGCUGACACCGGUUCUCCGCUCUGCAUCCAACAUCCUUGUCGCCAAGAUCAGCCAUUGUGAUUUCGAGCCGGCCAUGAUCAAUUUCCCCUUCCUCAAGAAGCUCUCCCUGUUUCGCCUUACCAUCUCAGCGGACCUCUUCCCCAGACUGUUAUCUGGCUGCCAUGCCUUGGAGAUCUUAUCCAUGACCAAAGUUCGUGCUGUGGGUUGUCUCUGUCUUAGCUCGCCGACCAUUAGGACCAUCAUCUUCCGUCAUAGCUACGGUGAAACCGUGGAACUGGUCAUCGAGGAUGCUCCUCGCCUUGUAAGGUUACUAGUACCUUAUUGUGAGAGAAAUGAUAGUGUGACUAUCAGGGUAACUAGGGCGCCUAAUCUGGAGAUAUUGGGCCCUUUCUUUGUCGUCGACUCCAAGCUCCUACUCUUCCAGGGAAUAAGCCCAGUCAGCUCCACAAACUCGAUGCACACCUUGAAGGUUUUGGCUCUCAAGUCUUCUGGGCAGAAAUUGAAUGCAGUUCUUAACAUCCUUAGGGGGUUCCCCUGUUUAGAAAAGCUUUGUGUUAUUUUUCAUACAAACCGUGAGAGGAAUGACGAAAAUGAGCCCCAGUAUGACCCACUACAUCCAAUCGAAUGCCUUGAGACCCGUCUAAAAAAAGUGGUGUUUAAGUCAUUUGAGGGCUAUGGCAAACAGGUUGACUUUGCGAAGUUCUUUGUAUUGAAUGCAAAGGUGCUAGACAAAAUAGAAUUUGAAGUAAGAAAUCAGUACAGCAGUGAGACAGUGGCUUAUGAACACAGGCUGCUACAAGUGGAAAACAGAGCUUCCCGGGAGGCUCGGGUUGAAUUCAGGACUACUAAAUACUGA